UUUUACAUGCACUGGGAUCAAUUUUCGGUAGACCGUUGCAAACAGACCAGGCCACUGCUGCUAGGACUCGUCCUUCUGUUGCUAGAGUACUGGUGGAAGUUGACAUCUCUAAAAAGCAUUCUAAGGAAGUGUGGGUCGGCUCAAAGGCUUACGGCUAUUUGCAAAAGGUUGAAUUGGAAAAAGUUUCAGAAUUUUGUAACCACUGUAAAAUGCACGGUCAUGCACAAGUUGAUUGCUUUAAAUUGAACCCGGAGCUUAAGAAGUCUGCUAUUUCUAAUAACGGGAAUCCUGGACCUACUGAGAAUAAACAAGUAUAUGUCCUUGUUCAUGAUAAUAAAGAAGGUAAUAUUACUUCUGUGGAACCGCCUCCCUCUCCCUUGGCUCAAGUGGAAGAGAUCGAUACUCUGACAGAUAACGGUAAAGGGGAAGUGGGCAAUUUGGAUAUGCCUGUGGAUGUUUUAAAUACCUCUAAUGAUGUUAUAUUAGACUCUACUACUGACAUUUCUAAAACUGAUCCUAAACUUUUUAUUUUGAUUGAUGAUAUGCUUAAUGAUAUGCCUACUAUUUCAAACUCUGUGGCUAUUGAAAAUGUUUUACUUUCGAGACAGGAUCUUGAUCAAACUAAUAAAGAUGGAGAGGAGGUGGAUUAUGAGCAUUAUGAAGAAGGUGAAAUUGUGCCUCCCUCUAAAACCGGAAAUGAAUCGCCUUAUAAACAUGGUACGGUUUCUUCUUCUAUUGCUAAAAAAAGUAAGGAGGAUUAUUUGAUAACUGAAGAGGAGUUUUCUAUGAAAUGA
Molecule: messenger RNA, 794 nt
Organism: Dendrobium catenatum
Lineage: Eukaryota; Viridiplantae; Streptophyta; Magnoliopsida; Asparagales; Orchidaceae
Exons: 1
Source: RefSeq, a predicted model, not a curated record